This is a messenger RNA of Fulvia fulva, 363 nucleotides long. RefSeq lists its product as uncharacterized. The transcript is spliced from 2 exons. Bases 1 to 363 code for a protein of 120 amino acids. NCBI's taxonomy places the organism in Eukaryota, Fungi, Ascomycota, Dothideomycetes, Mycosphaerellales, Mycosphaerellaceae. The record is from RefSeq and is a predicted model, not a curated record.
AUGCUUUCUGCUUUUCUCGUACAACUUUUGCUCAACAUCGACGCAACAACCACAAAACACCAUCACCUCCAAGCAUCUCGAAACCCCAAGCCCACCGGCAAUACUACACCCAAUAUGGCUAACACCAACACGCUCAAGCCGACCACCUUCCGCCUCCUCGACUUGCCCGAUGAGCUCACCCGGCGCUGGCUUCGAGCUAUCGGCAGCGAGAACCGACGACCACUCCGGACCGUGACCAUUAUUUGGAACCGCGCAGACGCGGAAGAUGUAGCGGCAACGUACGUGCAGGAGAGUUGCGCGUACUGUCGGCGUGGAUGUUGCGGGUUGGAGAUGCGUGGAGAAGCAUGUCGACUCGGGAUAUGA